GCGCAUGCGCAUUGAGGCUAAGGCCACUCUGGGCGGGUCUGGGCGGCUCCAGUGUUUUGGGACCCAGGAGCUGUGGGAGGAGCCGGAGGCCUCACCGUGGUAACCACAACGCCGCAGCUGCCCCGCCUUGCAGGCCUCAGGACUGUCAUCGCGUCUGGGUGUGAGGGUACUUUGGCCACGGUCCCCGGAAAUAGCCCGGCCGGCUUCUCUCAGAUAACCCCAUCCUCCCCACGCCGCAGUCGCCGCCGCCAUGCAAGGGGAGGACGCCAGAUACCUCAAAAGGAAAGUUAAAGGAGGGAAUAUUGAUGUGCAUCCAUCAGAAAAAGCACUCAUUGUUCAAUAUGAAGUGGAAGCUACCAUUCUUGGAGAAAUGGGAGAUCCCAUGUUGGGAGAACGAAAGGAAUGCCAAAAAAUCAUUCNNCUUAAGAGUCUCAAUGCCAACACAGAUAUAACUUCCCUGGCAAGGAAGGUGGUUGAAGAAUGUAAACUCAUUCAUCCUUCAAAAUUAAAUGAGGUAGAACAGCUAUUGUACUAUCUACAGAACCGCCGUGAUUCAUUGUCAGGAAAAGAGAAAAAAGAAAAAUCAAGCAAGCCUAAAGAUCCACCUCCUUUUGAAGGAAUGGAGAUUGAUGAAGUUGCUAACAUUAACGACAUGGAUGAAUACAUUGAGUUAUUAUAUGAAGAUAUUCCUGACAAGGUUCGGGGUUCUGCUUUGAUCUUGCAGCUUGCUCGAAAUCCUGAUAACUUGGAAGAACUGCUGUUGAAUGAAACUGCCCUCGGUGCUUUAGCAAGAGUCCUGAGAGAAGACUGGAAGCAAAGUGUUGAGUUAGCUACAAACAUAAUUUACAUCUUUUUUUGCUUUUCCAGCUUUUCUCAGUUUCAUGGACUUAUCACUCAUUAUAAAAUUGGAGCUCUCUGUAUGAAUAUUAUUGAUCAUGAGUUAAAAAGACACGAACUUUGGCAAGAAGAACUUUCUAAGAAGAAAAAAGCUGUCGAUGAAGACCCUGAAAACCAAACCUUGAGAAAGGAUUAUGAAAAAACCUUUAAAAAAUACCAGGGGCUUGUGGUAAAACAGGAACAACUAUUAAGAGUUGCUCUUUAUUUGCUUCUGAAUCUUGCUGAGGAUACGCGUACAGAACUGAAGAUGAGGAACAAGAACAUAGUUCACAUGUUGGUGAAGGCUCUUGAUCGGGACAAUUUUGAGCUGCUUAUUCUGGUGGUGUCAUUCUUAAAGAAACUCAGCAUUUUUAUGGAGAAUAAAAAUGAUAUGGUGGAAAUGGAUAUUGUUGAAAAAUUGGUAAAAAUGAUACCCUGUGAGCAUGAAGACCUACUGAACAUCACCCUCCGACUUUUACUAAACUUAUCCUUUGACACGGGCCUGAGGAAUAAGAUGGUACAAGUUGGACUGCUGCCCAAACUGACUGCACUCCUAGGCAAUGAAAACUAUAAACAAAUAGCAAUGUGUGUUCUUUACCACAUAAGCAUGGACGACCGCGUUAAGUCAAUGUUUGCAUACACUGACUGUAUACCACAGUUAAUGAAGAUGCUCUUUGAAUGUUCAGAUGAACGAAUUGACUUGGAACUCAUUUCUUUCUGCAUUAAUCUUGCUGCUAAUAAGAGGAAUGUACAACUUAUUUGUGAAGGAAAUGGGCUGAAGAUGCUCAUGAAGAGGGCUCUGAAGUUCAAGGAUCCAUUGCUGAUGAAAAUGAUUAGAAACAUUUCCCAGCAUGAUGGACCAACUAAAAAUUUAUUUAUUGAUUAUGUUGGGGAUCUUGCAGCCCAGAUCUCUAAUGAUGAGGAGGAGGAAUUUGUUAUUGAAUGUUUGGGAACUCUUGCAAAUUUGACCAUUCCAGACUUAGACUGGGAAUUGGUUCUUAAAGAGUACAAGUUGGUCCCAUACCUCAAGGAUAAAUUAAAACCAGGUGCUGCAGAAGAUGACCUUGUUUUAGAAGUGGUUAUCAUGAUUGGCACUGUAUCCAUGGAUGACUCUUGUGCUGCCUUGCUAGCCAAAUCUGGAAUAAUCCCUGCACUCAUUGAAUUGCUAAAUGCUCAGCAAGAAGAUGAUGAGUUUGUAUGUCAGAUAAUUUAUGUCUUCUACCAGAUGGUUUUCCACCAAGCCACAAGAGAUGUCAUAAUCAAGGAAACACAGGCUCCAGCAUAUCUCAUAGACCUGAUGCAUGAUAAAAAUAAUGAAAUCCGGAAGGUCUGUGAUAAUACAUUAGAUAUUAUAGCGGAAUAUGAUGAAGAAUGGGCUAAGAAAAUUCAGAGUGAAAAGUUUCGCUGGCACAACUCUCAAUGGCUAGAGAUGGUAGAGAGUCGUCAGAUGGACGAGAGUGAGCAGUACUUGUAUGGGGAUGAUCGAAUUGAGCCAUACAUUCACGAAGGUGAUAUUCUCGAAAGACCUGACCUUUUCUACAACUCAGAUGGAUUAAUUGCCUCUGAAGGAGCCAUAAGUCCAGAUUUCUUUAAUGAUUAUCACCUUCAAAAUGGAGAUAUAGUUGGACAGCACUCAUUUCCUGGCAGCCUUGGAAUGGAUGGCUUUGGCCAACCAGUUGGCAUUCUUGGACGCCCUGCCACAGCUUACGGAUUCCGCCCUGAUGAACCUUACUACUAUAGCUAUGGAUCUAGAUAAAGUCAUCCCUUUCCAUGAGUACCCUCAGUUUAGGAUAAAUCUGUGUGGGUUGGGUUAACUUUGAAUCUUGGCCUAAUAAUGCAUGUUGAUACUAUUGUGGGUCUGUGUUUCUUUUAUUUUUCAAUGUUGUUAGCGGCAGAUUAAUUCCAACCUCUCUGUCUUCUUUUAAGUACAGUCGAUGGUGACGCUGUUCACUCAUCCAGUCACAUCUUGAUGCUGAAUAACAUUUCCCAUUAGACUCAAAGUGAAUGUUGAAAACUACUAGACUGGAAAACAAACACUACAUUAUGUACAUUAAGUGACUAAUUUAAUUUCUAUUAAACGUAAAAUGCAAAUGAAUGAAA
Molecule: messenger RNA, 2976 nt
Organism: Otolemur garnettii (small-eared galago)
Lineage: Eukaryota; Metazoa; Chordata; Mammalia; Primates; Galagidae
Gene: KIFAP3
Product: kinesin associated protein 3
Exons: 21
Coding region: 251-2632 (793 amino acids)
Biological process (GO): cilium organization; microtubule-based movement
Cellular component (GO): ciliary transition zone; kinesin II complex; axoneme
Molecular function (GO): kinesin binding
Source: RefSeq, a predicted model, not a curated record